This is a messenger RNA of Echinops telfairi (small Madagascar hedgehog), 2394 nucleotides long. It is a transcript of the gene CD34, whose product is annotated as CD34 molecule. The transcript has 8 exons. The coding region runs from base 1 to 1167 and encodes 388 amino acids. The record is from RefSeq and is a predicted model, not a curated record. Gene Ontology annotation, cellular component: membrane. Lineage: Eukaryota; Metazoa; Chordata; Mammalia; Afrosoricida; Tenrecidae. Gene Ontology annotation, biological process: cell-matrix adhesion.
AUGCUGGGCCGGAGCGGCGCGCGCGCGGGGUCCAGGCUGCCGCGGGGCUGGAUCGCGCUCUGCUGGCUCAGUUUGCUGCCCUUGGGGCUUGCCGAUCCCCACAACGUGACUGCCUUUCCGGCAGGAAUCUCUUCAGCUGUUUUCACAAAUGUGUCCAACCAAGGCCAGGAAGCCACAACACUAAGUAUUCUUGAAAGCUUUAGCCCCAACCACACCAGCCCCAACCCGGUCUCUCAAGACAGCAAUGUGACUACCGGAACACAGUUACCUUUCUCAGAGUCGACAGUCAACUUCACCUCUACCUCUGGGAUCACCCCAAUUCCUGGAACCAUGAACUCUUCUGUCCAGACACAGACCUCACGAACCACCCCGGUAUCCACCACCCCAACCAACCUUCCCACUUCAGGGAAGACCUUGGAGCCCAGCACGUUUGCUGGAAACAUUUCAGAUGGCCCAGCCAACAGCACCAGCCCUAUGGUGUCAUACACGCAAUCCUAUACAUCAUCUCCUUCUACUCCAGUUACCAUUACGGGAGAGAUUACAUGUUUAGAAAUCAAAGAAGUGAAAUUGACCCAGGGCAUCUGCCUGGAGCAAAAUGAGACCACCUCAUGCGAGGACUUUAAGAAGGACAAAGGCGAGGACCUGAUCCGAUUGCUGUGUGAACAGGAGCAGGUGGACCCUAGGGCUGGGGGGUGCUCCCUGCUCCUGACCCAGUCAGAUACAAAGCCCCAGUGUCUGAUGCUGGUCUUGGCCAACAGAACAGAACUUUCCAGCAAGCUCCAGCUUAUGGGAAAGCACCAGUCUGACCUGGGGAAGCUGGGCAUUCACAGCUUCACUGCAGAGAGUGUUGGGAGCCACCAGCGCUACUCCCGCAAGACCCUGAUUGCUCUGGUGACAUCCGGGAUCCUGCUGGCUAUCUUGGGUACCACGGGCUAUUUCCUCAUGAACCGCCGCAGCUGGAGCCCCACAGGAGAAAGACUGGGUGAAGACCCUUAUUACACGGAGAGCAGUGGCGGCCAGGGCAAUAGCUCUGGCCCCCGGGCCUCCCCCGAGGCCCAGGGAAAGGCCAGUGUGAACCAAGGGGCUCAGGAGAACGGCACCGGGCAGGCCACGUCCAGGAAUGGCCAUUCAACAAGACAACACGUGGUGGCUGACACCGAACUGUGACUUGGUUGGGUGGGACAAGGUUGGGCAGUGCCCCAGGCAGGGCCUCCCCCUCCAUCUGGACACAGCCAUCAAGCUCAACCCUUCUCACUGGCCUAGGGAUGUGCAGGACACCAGGCUGGGGGUUCUCUCCACCUGGGGCAGAGGCAGGGAAUCUCCUGCUAUUUACAGACUCAGCCUUUGAGCUCCAGACUCCAGUCUUACUGGGGUGAUGGGAGAAAAGCCCAGGUCCAGAGAAGCCCCCAGGGGUGUUGCUACCCUUCCUGCGUUCCUGCCCAGGCCCCCCUCCCCAGACUUCCUCUUUUCAGCCUCAUUACAGGAGCCCCCAGAGAAAAGCCCAGUCUUUUCUGGAUGACAAUUUCUGCCUGGAAAGCAUACCUUUUGCCUCCUUGUAUUUUUCCUCCUCUACUUUAGGGAAACCAGAAUAAUCCUUUCCACCUACACCCUUGUCUUGAUAUAGCCCGAAAAACUAGUUGUCUUCACCAGCUUCCUUUAUCCCUCCAACAAGACGCCGUGGGUUCAGCCACCAGCGCCCCUCUGGCUCUCCACAAGUUCCACCCAGAGCCCUGCUUCCCCUCGUGCUAUACUGAGCCCGACACUGGGGAGUAAGGCAGUGCAUGGACACACAUGCAUCCCUCUGUGGGGACAGAUGGCUUCAGCCCAGGCCUUCUCUCACAGGCCAUGCCCACCUCUUCGUUGGACUCCUAUGUCCUGGGUCUGAGGGGCAGGACGGUGGGACCAGGUCUCUGAGCAGAGGCACCCCUCCAACCCCCCCUCUGGGCUGGACUGUUUGGAGGAAGCCUCUUACUCUGAGGCUGGAGUCCCGGCUGCUCUGUUCAUUGUGCGGCCUGGCUCCCUCCUCCCUCCCCAAACUCGGGGACUGAGCUGUAACCUCAGCGCGCGCAUGCACGCACGCGCACACACACAAAGUAGAACCCUUUCUAAUGGCCUCGCCCACCCCAUGCCCCUCUUAGUGCUUUGUACCCCGUGUGGUCAGGGCCCCGGGAUGUCUCCAAAGGCCCCUUCCUUCCCACAGCCUUGACCUCGGUGGCAUUCAGGUCCUGUUUUUAGAGGGUCAUUCCCCCCCUGCUCCAGAGAAUGAGCAGGGGUCUGUGGUCCCAUGACGGUGGGCAAUAUUAGCUUUCCAGGGAUGGGUGGAUUGGGUGGAUUCUGUUUCAUCCUGAAUAAAACGUGUGUGUAAAUACUGUAAUUAAAGUGAUCCUGAAUGGA